GUAAUUUUUUCGUAAAAUAUCCAAAUUGAGACAACCUAAAAGUUUAAAUAUAUAAUAAGUUGUCCGAUUUGAAAAGAUAUUUAGUACCAAUUUUACCAAUGAACAUACCUGAUUACUAGUAUAAUGGGUUUUAAUACAUAUUCAAUUAAAACUGUUUAGUUAUCUAUUCGUUAUGGCCAUCAAGAUCGAUAAGGUUAGAUAGCACUUAAGCGGUGCUAGCGUUACCACUUAUUACAAGUGCACAGUGUCAAUUUAACCGACAGUGCUAUUUUAAUACGUUGGAUGUACUGGUCUACCUCAAUAUUCUUAGAAACUGAAGAGUCCCAUCUACAUAUAUUCUAGUUCACUUAUGGCUCCGUUAACCAUAAUGAUAACGUGUGAUGCCUGAUGACCCAUUGUCAUUUUGGUACCAUUUAAAAUGGUUUUGCUUAUUACUAAUAUGUUAAUAAAAAGUUGUUGUAGUUUGUUUCUGCUCGCUUUUUAACUGAAAUUGCACUAGAAAGUAUCUAUAUUGAGAACAGAGGGUUAUGGGUUAUACUUUGUCUGUCAUUUUUGCAAUAACAACCAUUUCAAAUUUUACAAAAUUACAUUUAGUCACGAUGCAUUCACAAUGUACAUACUUAUGUAUGUUCAGCCAAUUUCGACUUUUUAAUUGGAUGUGAAAACAUUAACAACAGCAAAGUUAAUAAUUUGUGAAACAUACACUUUUAUUGAAUUCCUUCGGUCUGUAAAACGUUGUAAAAAGAAAUACGUAAUAUAUGUGAUUUAUGUAGUUAGUCUAUUACUCGAAAAAAGAAAUCAAGUUAUUGUCAAAGGCUUCGUGUCGUCUAGUCAUUGUGCAAACAACUUACACAUUGACGAAAACGUUGAAUAUAUGAAAGUUGGCAAACGUAUUGCCAGAGAAAAUACGCACAUGCGCAGUAAGGCCAAUUGCCGUUGCUUCAUAAUUGCAAUUUAUAAUCCGAAGAUAUAACAUAAUAUCAUUUUCAGAAACUAGUUCGGUAUCGAAUAAAUAAAUGAAAAUGGUUUUAGAUUUUAUUUGUUUUUGACUUAAGUGAUUUAUUAUCAAAGCCAACCUCAUUGUAAAUGAAAUAAAUGCGAUGACAUGUCAAACAUGCAUUUUUCUUCUAGGAAUCUCACUAGUGUAACUCAACCAGAAUAUUGACGUGUUUACAUAUGUUCAGGACAGGCUACGGAAGUUUUAUACACAGGACCCAUACUUGUUUGGUGGCUGCUCUUCUCUCGCAAAGAGCAUUGGUCAUAGAUGCAAAGAAUCCUACAUUUAUUCCGAAAUAUUUUGAAAGUUAUUCGAAUUUAAAACAUAGGCAACAGUGGCCAUGUUCGAUACCAAAUUCAUAGGUCAUAAAAAAUGAGAAGGACAUUGAAAGGUAUGCUUCACUUCAAGAACUGACGAAACACGCAAAUGGAGAUAGAAUCCCGAAUCCAAUGGAAAUUCCAAAUCAUUUGGCCAACAAAUUGAUUUCUUUCAACAAUCAACCUUCCGCUUGGUGGAUAGGAGUAAUGGCAGAAUACAUGCUAGGAAAUGAUAACCUUUCGAGAAUUGUUCAGGAUGCAAUGCGGACAAUGCCGUUUUCAUCCCCAGUAGUCGGGGUGCAUGUAAGAAGAACUGACAAAAUUGGUCGUGAGGCCAAGUUCCAUGCAUUAGAAGAGUACAUGAACCAUGUGGCUGGUUGGUACAGUGCAUACGAGGCAGUUAACGGUCGUGUAGAGCGAAAGGUUUACUUGGCGUCGGACAGCGUCAAAGUUCUCCAUGAAGCCGAACAAAAAUACCCUGAGUAUGCGUUUCUGUUCAACGAAACCAUCACAAAGUAUUCCACUAAUGAGAAAACACGAACGUCAACUAAAAUGGCAUUGGAUGGAAUUGUUCGGGACACAGUUUUGUUGUCAAGAUGCGACUAUCUCGUGUGUACCAUGAGUUCCAAUGUAUGUCGAUUGGCGUAUGAACUAAUGCACGUACAUCAUGGGGACGCUUUCAACAGAGUGGUUUCCGUAGAUGUGGACUGGUUUUAUUCUUCAAUUAUUUAUACUGCAAUGUUGCCCCAUAUUUAUCCAGUGCAAAGGGAAAUUAGUUUUAAGGUUGGUGACGUCAUCAUAACGGACACCAACAAGCAGAGUCAAGUUCAAGAAAAGGGAUUUAUUAUUGGCAAGAAUAGAAGGACCGGACAAGUGGGAUUAGUGCCAAAAUACAAGAUUGUUGAAGUCAAUGUACAAAGACAAUAACCGCAUCAAUAAGUGUUACCAUGGAAGUUUUUCAAUAUUACAGGUUGAAAGUUAAAAGACUCACAAUUCGCUCGCAUGCUUACUUCUGCAAACAUGCGUGAGUGUUGGUGGGUUAAGUCGAUCACUGGCUUUCAAUUCUUUUUGACAAAUAGAUAAAACGAUAAACUGCAUCGAACAGACUACUAUUUUGCUCUGCAGUCAAUCUGUCAUCACCAUAUAGUAAAGAACGGAGGGUUACCUCAGCUAGAGAUUGAACAGUAUGUUGCAUUUGUUCAGUAAAGAGAGGACACAUAAAAAGAAAGUGGUAUGUAGUCUUCUUUCUUUCGUCCCUACAAAAUGGUGAGGGGACAAUCUUUUUAACAUAGAGAUUGCGUAGGCGAGUGUGCAGGACCUGAAGCCGACGUUACCAAAAUAGGCUAAGUGUUUUUGGCUUAUCAUUAUAGGUAUGAUUUAAAACCAGCAAUAUUGUUUACAGUCUUUGGCUCAACUGGGAGAGAAUUCCAUGCAGAUAUUAUAGAAGGAAGAAAUGAAUUCAAAAACAAGGAUGUGCGGGUUAGAAAACUAGAUAUAAUGGGUAAAUUUCUAAGUGUUCUUGAUGAGGCUUGUC
This is a messenger RNA of Mya arenaria, 2848 nucleotides long. RefSeq names its product alpha-(1,6)-fucosyltransferase-like. The transcript is spliced from 7 exons. Bases 1447 to 2241 code for a protein of 264 amino acids. Gene Ontology annotation, biological process: protein N-linked glycosylation. The record is from RefSeq and is a predicted model, not a curated record. Gene Ontology annotation, molecular function: protein binding; alpha-(1->6)-fucosyltransferase activity. NCBI's taxonomy places the organism in Eukaryota, Metazoa, Mollusca, Bivalvia, Myida, Myidae.